Echinops telfairi (small Madagascar hedgehog) is the source of this 928-nucleotide messenger RNA. RefSeq names its product PRKR interacting protein 1 (gene PRKRIP1). The transcript has 4 exons. Gene Ontology annotation, molecular function: protein kinase inhibitor activity; protein kinase binding; double-stranded RNA binding. Bases 80 to 349 code for a protein of 89 amino acids. Gene Ontology annotation, cellular component: nucleolus. The record is from RefSeq and is a predicted model, not a curated record. Gene Ontology annotation, biological process: negative regulation of protein kinase activity. Lineage: Eukaryota; Metazoa; Chordata; Mammalia; Afrosoricida; Tenrecidae.
UUCCAGUGCUGGGGCCGGCAGUGGAGAGUUCCAUGUGUACAGACACCUGCGCCGCAGGGAGUACCAGCGGCAGGACUACAUGGACGCCAUGGCUGAGAAGCAAAAAUUGGAUGCAGAGUUUCAGAAGAGACUGGAAAAGAACAAGACGGCUGCCGAGGAGCAGACUGCAAAGCGGCGGAAGAAGCGACAGAAGCUAAAAGAGAAGAAAUUACUGGCGAAGAAGAUGAAACUUGAGCAGAAGCAGCACAAAGAAGGACACAGCCAGCCCCAUGAGCUGCAGGCCGACAGCUCUGAGGAGGCGUCUGGCACCGAGGAGGAGGAGGAGCCCAGCUUCGUCAUGAAGCGAUGACCCCAUCUGCCUGCCGCAGCAGCUGUCCGGAGCCUGGUCAUCCUGUGACCCGGGCCUCAGGAACCCUCCGUGUGUCCAGAAGGCAGCAGACGCAAUGUUGGACCUCAGCUCCCCCAUCCCAUCCUCACCCCAAGGACUGUCGAGGUAGAGCUCAGGCACACAGGGCCCUCCCCUUGAGCCUUGGGCGGUGGAGGAGUGGGCUGCCCUGGCCCUGACACAGUGAGGCCUUGGGGUGGUUUCUCUGAAGCCCAGAAAGCCUCCAGGUGCCAUGAGGGCCUGGGACACGCGCAUUCCCUAAAGCUGCGGGGAAGGUGCGGGAGUUCCUGUGGGUAGCCCAAACUCGGGGAGGAAAAGCUAACCACAGUGUGGGACACGUGACAGGGCUUUGCGGAGCAGAUGGGAGGACUGGAAAAGGCAGCAGGCGAGAGCAGAACGAGGUGGGGGGAGCUGGGCACCGGAGGGGAGGGACAUGGAGUGAGCCAGAAGCAGAUGUCGGGGGAUCUACAAACAGAGGCCUGAAGAGGCAUGAGCUGGCCUGUAGAUGGGACUGCUGGGACGAAAGCCCUUCAGAACUGGCCC